UUAAGUGUAUUUACAUUUUUAGAAAUGUAAUUUAUAAAUACAAGGAAAUGUAUUUACAAUAAUUAUGUUCUCUCUCUUUAUCUAGCUUGCCUCAAUGUGGAUAUUUCUGGACAUAGUAAAGAGUAAAGGACUAAACACAGAGCUGACAAAGCAGGAUCUCACCUUUAUUCAGAAAUUAAUUCAGGGGGAUUAUGAUAAAGUUCCAAAGAACAAGUCUUUCCUGUGUGAUGUUGUGGCGAAUAAUUUGAAUGGCAUUGACGUGCGAAGAUGGGACUAUUUUGCACGGGACUGUUAUUAUCUCGGCAUCCCAAACAGCUUUGACCAUCAGCGUCUGCUGAAAUCUGCUCGAGUCUGUAAAGUCGAAGGGUCGAAUCACAUCUGCUUCAGAGACAAGGUGGCAGAUAAUAUUUAUGACAUGUUUCACACCCGCUACACUCUUUAUCAGCAGGCCUACCAGCACAAGAUCGUCAACAUCAUCGAAGACAAAAUCAUAAAAGCUCUCUUAGAAGCAAAAGACCCGCUUGAGAUCUCACCGAUUUCAGAAACCCUUUCACCUGAUGAUAUCAAACAGAAGAUCGAAAAUAUUACAAGCAGCUCACGAAAACGCAAGAUGACGACACAUGAAGAUGAAAAGACUGCAAAGUUCAUUAAACUGACAGAUCACAUCUUUGAGAAGAUCUUGUACUCCAGUGCUCACAGCCGAAAAGAGCUUGAGGAUGUUGUGAUGCGACGCCUGCCGAAGUGUGUGGGAGAGACUCGACUACAAGAAACUGAAGAGAAAGAUGAAGAGUCCUUCAAGGCUGAGUGGGAAACAGCAGUGGCCGAGUGGAACAAACUUCACCCAGAUCUGGUCUUGUAUAAGGAGGAUUUCAGCACUGAAGUGAUUAAACUGGAUUAUAAUAAAGAGGCUGAAAACCCUAUCAACAGUGUCUAUUUCUACAGAAAGAAGCAGCAGAAUAAAGGCCACAAGAUUCGGAAAUAUGAGAUAUCCAGUCUUCUGCCGAAGAAGUUUAGUGAACAUGUUGGUCGAGUUUACUACACAAAAAACUCUGAUGAGGAGGAGAAGGACGCUAAGGACUGCUUUAUAUGGUGGCGCCUUGGCAAGUGUGUAAUUGAGCUAUACGAUCAGAAUGAGUUUAAAGGUACCAAGUGUGUGGUCACAGGGAACUGUUCAUCAUUGGACUGCUGCAGUAUAACAGAGGUUCGCUCCUGUAAGGUGAUCCAAGGCGUCUGGAAGCUCUGGAAGGGUCGUGGCUAUGAUGAUUACCUAAUGAAGGAGGGAGAGUAUCCCAAUCUUAAGGCAUUGAGCAAUAGCAUACCCACUGCUUCUGCUCCUGCUCCCGCUCCCGUUCCUGAUCCUGCUUGGUGUCUUGAAUGUUUGCCAUUUAAGAUCCAUCUCUAUGAAAAGGAGAAUUUUGAAGGCCAAAUCUUUGAAACAACAGUUGACCACGGCUGUGGUAUAAAGGAGGUCCGCUCCUGUAAGGUGCUCAGUGGUCUCUGGGAUCUCUAUGAGGGUCGUGACUAUGCUGAACCCCAUUACCAACUGAAGGUGGGGGAGUAUCCCAAUCCUGGGUCAUGGGGCAAUGGCAACACUGCUCCUGCUCUGUCUGUUAAACGUAUGACAUCUUAUAAGAUCCAGCUUUUUGAAAAGGAAGAUUUUGAAGAGCCAAUGCAUGAGACAACAGUUGACCGUCAUUCAUUGGACGGCUGUGGUAUAAAUGAGGUUCGCUCCUGUAAGGUGCUCAGUGGUCUUUGGGGUCUCUAUGAAGGUCCUGCAUAUGCUGAACCCCGUUACCAACUGAAAGAGGGGGAGGAGUAUCCCAAUCCUGGGUCGUGGUGUGCCAGUGACCCCACUGCUCCUGCUCAGUCUGUGAAACGUGUGACAGAGUAAAUUCUAUAACUGCAUCCAUCUUUUGCCCUCAUUCAUCUUUAAAGUAGGACUGUCAAUGUAAAUCAUUAAUUUGAUGUUUAAUUAUAAUUUCUAAACAAAAAUUGUCUAAUCAGGGAUUUACUCUGCUCUCAAAAAUUUUAAUAUGUUUUACUUUAUCUUAAUUGUUUUCUCUCCAAAUGGCAAGAUAUACACUAUACAUUGGGAAUAACUUGAUUAAUUACGUAUCCUGUCAUGAUAGCAUGUCAUGCAAUUAAUUUGAUUUCGCAGAUGCUUUUAUCCAAAGCGUCUAGAAAAGGAGUAACUCCAGGAUUGAAUGCUUACAACUGAUUGACAGCUACUGAAGCCACAUGUGCCUAAAUGAGAUUAUAUUGUGAAUAAAGCGUGUGGCAGAUGCUGCUGAAAAAGAGCAGUGCAAUGAAAUAACAGUGAUGAGUAAAUCAGUUUAUAGAAACCGCUAUUAAACUAUAGUGGGGGAGGAUUUCACCUUGUUUUUACUUCUUCACGAAUGCAGUAGACUGAUAUUUGGGGCUAAUAGUUGAUUUAUGUUAGUGUUUGAGCAGCUUUCUAUAUGCAUGUCGUAAUUAUUAUUAUUAUUCACAAUGUGGUGCUGGAUUUUGGGUGAAUAGACACUAGUUAACAGAAGAUAAUGGUGAAGGGUUGUGUUAUAUUAGGACAGGUUUGUUUGCUGAUGGAUAAAUAUAGGUAACCGAUGGACCAUUUAUUUAUUUUUUUGGUAAUUUACUGUGUGUGUGUAGAGUAGAGAUCUGGUACAGUUCUUGUGAGAUAUUUUGGGGAGGUGCUAAUUUUUAGAGAUUGAAUUUGACAUGGAAUCAGUCUUUCUACAUCUAAUCUUUAAUAUUUUAGGAUGCAGGAGUUUACUUAUAUAUUUCUUCUGUGAUAAAUGGGAAAACAGGUUAUUGGGGGAAAAAUGUAAUGCAUUUCAGCUUGUUAUUCUCAAAAACUGACAAAAAUAAACUGUAAUGCAUCAACAACAA
Messenger RNA from Carassius gibelio (silver crucian carp), 2886 nucleotides. RefSeq lists its product as uncharacterized. The transcript is spliced from 10 exons. Gene Ontology annotation, cellular component: nucleus. The coding region runs from base 95 to 1891 and encodes 598 amino acids. The record is from RefSeq and is a predicted model, not a curated record. Gene Ontology annotation, biological process: regulation of innate immune response; defense response to virus; dGTP catabolic process. Lineage: Eukaryota; Metazoa; Chordata; Actinopteri; Cypriniformes; Cyprinidae. Gene Ontology annotation, molecular function: dGTPase activity.